CUUUCUUCAAACAUACCAAACUUUCUCUCUUCUCUCUAUCUAGUUCUCUCUCUACAGAAUAAGCUCAAAAUGGCGAUAAAGAAGUCAAACAAAGCAGCGCUAUCUCAAGCAGCAUCCCUAAAGCAAAUCUUGAAGAGGUGCUCAAGUCUUGGAAAGAAGAAUCAAGGUAAUUGCUACUUCAAUGACGUGCCAAAAGGUCAUUUCCCCGUCUAUGUCGGUCAACACCGAAGUCGCUAUGUGGUCCCAAUCUCAUGGCUAGAUCAUCAUGAGUUCCAGACACUCCUACAACUAGCUGAGGAAGAGUUUGGGUUUGAGCACGAGAUGGGUAUCACUAUUCCUUGUGAUGAAGUCGUCUUUCGAUCUCUCAUCUCCAUGUUCAGAUAAAACUCUACAUCGAGAGACUAGAGGAGUCGAUAUGAUAAUUAUAGCUGAACUGGUCACUCCCUCGAGAUCAUUCCCCUUUGAGGUUAUAAAGGUUUGAUCACACAUUGUCACACUCUAGACUCGGAAGAUCGAAGCAUCGAAACUAGCUAUUACCAAGAAAGUCAAGAAACAAGAAAUAAGAAAUAAAUAUUACUUAGGGUUUUUUCUUUUCUCUUUGCUAAGAAGACGGAAGCAAAUGGCGGGGAUCGCGUUACGCAUCGACUCAAGAUUUGUGGCUGUAUUAAUAUAUCUAACAUUUUUUUUUUUAAUUAACCACUCUCUUGGGAUUUUCUUUUUUCCUUUUUAUAUAUCUUCGGUGUCUUGUUUCUAUUUAAUUAUUUCUAAAUAUUUUGUAUAAUAGCUUGGGUGGCGACUUUUCCCUCAAGUCAACGUGUAUUGUUGACCGUUGGUCCUUGAGAGGAAUAGCUAGUUUUUUUCUUUUUUGUAUUAAUUUUUGAAUCAAGUAUUUUCAUUCUGAUCAGUACAGCAGUACUAAGUUUAUUCCCAUCUAUUUGUUUUACAAUAUGUAAAUUUUCUAUUCAGUAUAUAUAUAUUCAGUAAA
This is a messenger RNA of Camelina sativa (false flax), 985 nucleotides long. Its product is annotated as protein SMALL AUXIN UP-REGULATED RNA 9. NCBI's taxonomy places the organism in Eukaryota, Viridiplantae, Streptophyta, Magnoliopsida, Brassicales, Brassicaceae. The record is from RefSeq and is a predicted model, not a curated record. Gene Ontology annotation, biological process: response to auxin.